Porites evermanni is the source of this 6214-nucleotide messenger RNA. The record is from the annotation of a GenBank genome assembly. Lineage: Eukaryota; Metazoa; Cnidaria; Anthozoa; Scleractinia; Poritidae.
GAAGAGAUUUGGUCGCGCGAAAAGACUGAGCUGACGCAAUAUUUGGUGUGGAGAUAUAUUGGAACAGCAGAUGGGGUUUUCAGACAGAUUCCUGGUGCUGUAUUUCAGAAAAGUUACGAUCCCAGACAAAGACCCUGGUAAGUGAGAACUCUCCUCUUCACCUCUUGAAUCAGGCUCUAUAUGUAACAUCAGAUAGGCCGCUUGAUACUGUUUUAUCAUCCAAAUUUUCGAAAGGCUAUCAUUCCGUCUCCAGUUAGAAUAGACAGAAUCACGGGGCCAAGAUCUCAAUAAGACUCAUCAUAUAAUAGUCAGUAAUCUGCCUGCCUCCCGCGGAGGGAGGUAACGUCGGAGAUAUUCCACCCUUGCGGUUCAGUUGUACUUUAUGAAGCUUGCUUUUUUCGUUUAUUUUUCGAGGUACAGUUGGAAAAUUGUUGAUGUUGUCUAUAAUAGGCCAAUUUGUGUGACCGCAGUCCUCACUGGAGCUUAUGUUGACUCAGCCCAGGCUGUUAUUAAGUCGCCCCGAUCUGAACCAGGACUAGUUUAGGGCAGACGACGCUAACACUGCGUUUUGCAGGUGUCCUUUUCCACCUUUUUAUCAUCCUCUGCUGAUGGUUUAGUGUUUUAACGAUAUCCAGUUUUCUUGCCCAGGUUGGCGUGAGGAAAACUGAUUAGUAGUGCCUGAAUGUGCACAGUUCUCUUGACAAAAGUUGUUGAUCGUGCGGGAUUCAUUACGACUUCCAGUGGUUGUUUUUUUUUUCCCUGCUCGAUGGUGAAGCUGAUGCUGGCAUGCUUUUCAUUGAUGUGAUAGAAAAUCAUCUUUUACUUGUCUUGUUCACAACUCCGGUUUAUCUAUCCUUGCUUUAAGACUUUUCCAUUGAAGAUUUCCACUAAUAUUGGGUACUUCGGGGAAACCCUAGCCAUACUUUAGGUUUGUUCAUUGACUCGAUUGCACUGCUUGUAACAGUAACGUUGUGGCUUUGUAUAGCAGCAAAACGGUUCUUUUAAACAUAAACAAACGAUAGUUUAAUCCAAUUAAGUCACUUGACUGAAAACUCCUAUACAAGAUCGCGAGCAAGUGUAAAACCUGGCACUCCAUUGGAUAACAACUAUCACUUGACUUUACAGUUUCAUACAUCCACGACCAGCCAUAUCAACAAUACCAUAUAAUCAAAGUGAUCAAAAAGGGUAAUUUUUUUGCUUGGGUGUCACUGGUUAACUGGGCGGCGAUAUCAUAUGACGUCUAGAUAUCGCCAUUAUCGAGUGUACUCUUUCUAGUCAUGUCCACGAGGUUCAGUGUUGGAGGUGUUUAUUUUUUUGGUCACCUUGCCCCACCCACAGGUUCAGAAACGGUGGGUGAUCCUAGGGAGAGCUAAUAGAUCUCUAUUUAAAUCGUCUCCCCGGAGACGACGGCAAGCAUCUUCAUGGUUUUAGGAGUUCUGUAGAACCGCCGGUGGCGUCUAAAGUAGGGAAUCUCUUUAUUCUUGGCAGAUAUCCCUGGAUUAUGUUGUCCUUCAUUUAAUGUGGCUUUCAGUCUCCUCUCGUGCAGGUGACCUUUCAGGUUGAGAACUGUAGGAGUGCAAGUGUUCUUAUGUGGAGUUGGCAGUUUCUGGCGUUCUGAGACACACUCAUGCUUGGCCAAAACAACAAAGGCUUUCAAUUUGUCAGAAGAAGGAAUGAAAUGUCCUUAAUUGGGCGCUUGGGUAUUUCAUCUCUACUAAAACUGAACUUAGAGUGCUAAGAAUUGGAAAAAAAGGACCUGGUCUCAAAGAUAUCGCAUCCUAACUGCUCUAUGUUUUGACGCAGGGCUUUUAUGGCACUUACAAUCGACAAUCUGUCGGGAUAUUGUUGGCAGCGAUUACGAAGUUUAAACCUUUCGAAAGGACUUUUAUUUCACUGCUACUGAGUUUUCAUAAUAGUGCAGAGAAAGAAAGAAAAAGAAAAAAGCAUCUCACAUAAAGUUCACUUUAAUUGCGAAAUCAUCGGUCAAUCUUCCAGGCAUUCCAUUUCAGACUAACGAGAAUCCACGUGAUUGAACAAGACGCAAGGACAAUAAUAAUAAAUAAAUAACGAUACAUGCAAUACGUUAGUUUAGAGGAAGGAGAGAGGAAUACAGAGGGAAACGAAAGACGUCGAAGGGGCAAGGACGAAAGCGAGAACCAGCAACAAACUCAACAACCUUUGAGAUUCGAAGCCAGGCUAUUUUGAUGAGAGGCAUGUGCUGUCAGUUAUACAUGUACGUCACCACAUCCUAUGGAAGUUGCAAUGCUGAUUCUGUCCCAAACUAUUUUAUGGGUGCUGAUGAUUAACAAAAAAUAUUUUAGGUGUAUAUGCCGUCUAUCCUUGGCCUAAUUGUUAUUUUCUUUAGUUUUUGGAUGUGGUAAUGGUAAAAAUUAAAUUUAAACCAAGAUUAAAAUUUUUGUUAUUCAUGAUUUGGUUCACUUAGGUAUUAUUCGGCUUUGGGUAACACUGGCCUUCUCACUCUCACGACCCCAUAUUUGGACGCUGGCCAACCUAAUGGCAGAGGCGCUGGAGUGAUUAUAACUGUCGCCCGCUCCCUAUACAGCGGGGAGUCAAGUCACCAUCAUCACACAAAUGACGAGGUUCUUGGGGUUAUGGGAGCUGAUUUUUCAUUGGCCUAUUUCUACAGGUUAGUCCAAGCUUACACAAGCUCAUUGGAUUUAGGGAAUGUCCAUUUUUGUCAUGCUGUUGGACCAAAAACUGAUUACAAAUAAUGAAAUAAUUUAAGAAAUGUUUUAUUUCACUAAAAACUGAAAGCGAAAUAAUAUUACAUUCUUAUGACACAUUUCUUGGUCUUAAUUUGUUUGGCUGGACACAGACAAAAAAAAAUAAAAAAUUAGACGUCCUAUUAUUUGGUCGUUAUUAGAUAAAUAUUUAUAUGUAUCAAUUUUUAUGAAAUCUUCAGGCAGUUUAAUGGUUUAGUUAAUUAUUAUUUGCCUCAGCAUUUUGGAUGUUUGUGAUUUUCCGCUGCUAUCAACUAAACAUUUGCCUUUUUAGAUUGCUCACUAAAGUAUAUCCAAAGUGCAGAGAACGAAAAUUCUAUUCUUGCUUCGUUAUGGACAGCGCUGGAUUCCUUAUCAUGCACGAGGACUUCCUUGAACAUUCCGAAAUUGCCCAAGACUUGGAAUAUGUUCAUAUUACUAAUAAAGAAAAGAAUAUUGCGGAACAUCUCAUUACAAAUGGCUACUUGAAAAAACGGGAAUGCCGCAAUCUUAAAGAAAUCCAGAAGCAGAGUUUUUAUGAGGUUGAUUUGCCAUAUGGAGGAGUUGACGUUCUAAAGAAUGGAGACAGCUGCAGUAAAUACCAACUCAACAAAAUUGUUGGAACUAAUGCUUACUUAGGUUUGUAAGUGAUUUUGUAGUCUGUGUAUGACAGUGGUGCUUGCACUCAGACGGUGACUGGAAUAUCUCGGUCUAGCUUUCAAACCAGUCAGAAAAAUAGCAAAUCCCAAGGGGACAAGUAGACUUUCUUAAAAGUCCUUAAUUUUUUUUUUCUGUUCGUCCUUGCGACCUCGUCGCGCGUUCGGUUGCUGCUUGACCUCGUUGAAGCUCGCUUUGCUCGCUAAAAACCAUAUGAGAGAUCGACUUGUGGCAAGUCUAGGAGAUAAGGUACUACACGUUUUUUCAGAGCUAAUCACAAGUAGCCCAAGCUCGAAAUAUGAGCAUCGGCGAACAUCGGCAUUGUUGCGUAACAUUCAAAAUAUAAGGAUUUGUAUGGGAAAAAAACCUAUCGUUUCUGUAACCUACGAAUUUGAAAGGAUUUCAAUAAAAAAACAGCUUACCUUACUUAAAAUGUGUGUUACGUCUCUCCUGUGUGGUCCACGGGCCGAUUAAGGUUGGAGACUCCAGCGAAGCGGCCCGACGGAUCCACCGAAGGAGAACGGCCGUAAAUUCGCUCUAACGGCUUCAGUCGCCUCCCAAUUCCGACUAGAUAACACGCGAUAGUUCUGCUUUCCAUUCGUUAUUUUUCUUGAAGAUGCCUUUGCACCGAGAGCGAAUCAAAGGUCGUCUAUCUUUGCAACCUUUCCUGUCUAAAGCCAUCGACAGAACCUUGGUUUGAACUUCGCGUUACCGUUGAAAGAUAACGACACAGCCUGAGACUCAAAUUACUCACACUCGGUAGACUACGAGCAGUCUCUCUUUUUUCUGUAGUCCGUCGAGCAAAACGCGAGACACGCAAAUGGCCACGCGCGUGACUGAUGGCGCGAGACGGGAGAGGCUGCCGCCCUCGUUUCGCGCGUCUCGCGGCUUCGCCGCUCCCGCGCGCGUGCAUUGCUCUCACUAAAUCUGAAGAAAACGAGAGACUGCUCGCAGUCUACACACUCGGGGUGGGAGACAGUCUCUUACUCCCGUUGUUUUCUUUCUUGGGUAUUGAUGUCAACGGAAGCAAGGGACUGUCUCCCACCCCGAGUGUGGGUAAUUUGAGUCUCAGGCCGUGUCGCUAUCUUUCAACGGUAACGCGGAGUUCGAACCAAGGUUCUGUCGAUGGCCUCAAACGGGAAAGGUUACAGAGGUAGACGACCUUUGAUUCCCUCUCGGCGCAAAGGCGUCUUGAAGCAAGAUAACGAAUAGAAAGGAGAACUAUCGUGCGUUACCUAGGCGGAAUUUGGAACACACAUUUUAAGUAAGGUAAUAUGUUUUUAUUGAAAUUGUUUCAUUUUCGUAGGUUACAGAAACGAUAGGUUUUUUUCCUUUACAAAUCUUUAUAUUUUGAAUGUUACGCAACAAUGCCGAUGUUCGCCGAUGCUCAUAUUUCGAGCUUGGGCUACCUGUCAACUAAUUACCAGAUAUACUUGAACAGGCCUUUUGCGAUAGUUAGUCACGUGAUGAAUUUUCUGUAAACAUGAAAACAGAUCGCUUUUGGAAAAUUUUGUUAGCAGUAAGUGAAAGAGCAUAUUAAAAGUAAAUAACCUGUGAAUCUUCAGUCAUAUAUCUCAAAAGGAGGAUUUGUAUGAGAAAAAUCAUGCUUUUGCCACCCAGUCACGCCUGAGUGGUGUCCUAUACAAAUCCUUGUAAAUUUCGACAUUUUUUAACUGUCGUUAAAUCUUUCUCUAACGCAUUUAAGGGCUCAAAUUGCUUCCAAUGAAUAAAAAAGAGAUUUGAGCCCCAUAAUGCUCAAAGAAAUAUUUUACAACAGUUUGAAAAUGUCCAAAUUUACAAGGGUUUGUAUGGAAAACCACUUAAAAAAAAACACGAUUUUUGGUACCAGAAAUUCCAUGAUGAUGUGGACUAGAACCAACACCCCCAUCUCGUCUACUACACACAUUGGCUUUGAGGGCAAUGACUCCUGCAACUGGGACUUUUGUAUUUUUCCAACUGCGAUGAAGAACUAGUCAGAAGCUAGGACUAUUGCUAUUUUUUUUUAGACUUGCCCUUAAGGAGGGCAGCAAGAGUCUUUUGUAGUUUCCCAUCUUAACAUGACUCCGUAAAGCGACAGAGGUAGCGAGGGAAAAAGUGAUCAAAUCAAAUUGUAUUGUUCUAAGUACCAAAGGACUGGAAAGUGUUACCCACUUAAGAGACGUAUUUUUCCCCAGGAGUCGCUUUGCGGGAUUCAAUUUGUGCUGCUGAAUCAUGUACCUGUUCUUCAAAUAACGAGUGUUUCCGUCCACCCACAAAGUGUGAAUGUCCGUGUACCUCUCCACUCAAAUUUGAAUAUUGCCAAAGUCAGUUCCCAAACAGCAGGUGAGUUUUGACUCCCCAGCAGGCCACUAAUGCAUUAGUACAUAAUUUAAGUUCAAAUGUAACAAAAAAUUACACACAACAACAUACAUACAUUGCAUGCAAAAUGGACUCAACCGUAUUAUUUUGUAAAAGUUACAAUUAAUUCUUCUAACAGUACAAUCACUUUAACAGGGGCCACUUAAACAAAACUUUGUGUAGCAUAGAUUUGUUUUUACGUCUGUUCAUUUGCCUUUGAUGCCAUCUCAUUGUCUUUCAGUCUUCUGAUCUGCCCAGCUCUAGCUCCUAAGUCACAACAAACAAACAAUCCCAGCCUACUCCACUCUGGAAAGACGUGUCAUGACCCUAAACUAUCGUUAGACAAGUGCUUUGAUCCUCACUGCAGUGAAAGAAACAGCUCUCAGACGUGCGAGGGAAUAGUCAGCUGUUACUGGUGUGUGUACAAUAAAGACAACGUCCCCUUAAAGAAGCCGUAUUGUGCAAGUGCCGAUGUCUGCUUUAGAGGAAAAGAAGGUUAG